AUGCUCCCUCAACUCCAAUCUUUAUUAGAAAAACUCAAGUCCAACCCUAAGGAAAUAAGAGAUCUAACUGAAAGAGGUGAAGCACAGAAUGUAGAUAAGUGUAAAAGGGUUUUGGAAUGGUUACCUGCUACUAGUGAGCCUGUGUCGGAAGAGGUUAUUAAGGAGGAUAGUGAAUUUUUUACUAAUUUACUAAGUAUUUUAGAGGAGGUGAUAAAGAAAUUGGAAGAACAGGAACAAUUAGAAGUAGAAUUACAGGAAGUUAAAAUGGAGAAAGAAA
Messenger RNA from Racocetra persica, 277 nucleotides. The record is from the annotation of a GenBank genome assembly. Lineage: Eukaryota; Fungi; Glomeromycota; Glomeromycetes; Diversisporales; Gigasporaceae.